Hevea brasiliensis (rubber tree) is the source of this 2185-nucleotide messenger RNA. RefSeq names its product seipin-2. Gene Ontology annotation, cellular component: endoplasmic reticulum membrane. NCBI's taxonomy places the organism in Eukaryota, Viridiplantae, Streptophyta, Magnoliopsida, Malpighiales, Euphorbiaceae. Bases 138 to 1763 code for a protein of 541 amino acids. The record is from RefSeq and is a predicted model, not a curated record. The transcript has 3 exons. Gene Ontology annotation, biological process: lipid droplet organization; lipid storage.
CGCAACAGAUGAGAUGAACGAGAUUUAGCAGUGAAACGUGAUAGAAAGUUCUUGCAUAAAUAAUUUCCUAUUCAUCUUGAAUAAAAAUGAAGCCCUAACCCUAAUUCUAGUUCAUAAUUCAGAACACAGUUCAUUCAAUGGAGCCUUCAAAUCAAAGCGAUAAAACCGAUCAAAAAGAUGAUUGCUUCUUCGAUGGGCUCGAGGAUUUUCCGUUUCAUGACUGUGCCGUUGCAGACCAAUCAGAUCAAUCCACUUCAGAUUCCACUCUCUGCGAAUCCUCACUUGAAGUUUCUUAUCCGAUCACCACUCUCCGGCGCCGGUUGUCAUCUGGUCAUGGAAUUUGCAAUGGAUCCAAAGACUUCAAUACGGAGUCCUUCUGUAUCAAUUCAGACAUUACCCAAACUUACGACUCCAAAACGAAAUACAAAGAGAAAAGACACAGGUUUUUUCGCGAUUUAAAUGAACGCGAGAGGAAUUUGGACUUUUCUGAGUCGACUCGGUGGAUUCCGGACCGAGUGGACUCUGUUGAAGUUACAAGCAAAGUAUGCGAUGAUGACAAGAAGGUGAAAUCGAUAGUGAAUGAUGACCGGCUUAUUGACUCCGUAGAAAUGGUCGAUGAACUUGGGGACUCGGCCUCUGGAAAUUUGCUUGAGUUUAUAGCCGGAUUGGUGAUUAAGGCAAUUGUGUUUCAAGUUAGUUUAUUUGUUAAAUUUAUUACGUUUCCCAUAUGGACUUUACAUUUCUCCUAUAUGUUUGUUAUUGACCCCGUUGGAGCCAUGAGGCGUGGCAGAGGAUUUAUCGUGAAAAAUUUGAUCGGGUUAUUGAACUUGAUAAGUGGGUUUUUAAGUCCACUGAUAACCGGCUGGUUAAAGGAACAUAUGUUGAUAUGGAAGCUUUUGGUGCGAUUUGGGUGGGGGAUGAUCUGGUCUUUUUAUGUUUGUAUUAUUUUGUGUGGAUUAUUGGUUUUCUCGAUGAUGGUUAGUGGCUCUUUGAUCAGAAAUUUGGUGGAGAAUCCAGUGCAGAUGAAGGAAGAAUUGAAUUUUGAUUACACACAGAAUAGCCCUGUUGCAUUUGUGCCAAUAAUGUCAUGUCGUGGUGUUGGUUGUAGUGUAAAUUGUGAAGAAAAGAGUUUGGGGCCACGGGUUAUACCACCUAAUCAUAAGUUGGAAGUUAAUGUUCUAUUAACAUUGCCAGAGUCUGGAUAUAACAGAAAUCUUGGGAUUUUUCAGGUCCGGGUGGAUUUCCUGUCUGGAGAUGGUAAAACCCUUAGCAGCAAAAGACAGCUGUGCAUGUUAAAAUUCAGAAGCGAACCUAUCCGCUUCCUACUAACUUUCUUUAAGCUAGCACCUCUGGUCACUGGCUACAUGUUAGAAUCCCAAAUUCUAAAGGUAAAGUUUAGAGGUUUUAAGGAAGGAGAUGUGCCUACUUCCUGCCUAAAAGUGAUAAUUGAGCAACGAGCUGAGUUCCGGCUUGCAGGUGGGAUCCCAGAAAUAUAUGAUGCAUCCCUUAUACUUGAGUCUGAACUUCCUGUAGUAAAAUGGAUUAUAUGGUCCUGGAAGAAAACCAUGUUUGUAUGGAUCACCAUGAUGUUGUUUAUAAUAGAAUUGUUGUUCACCCUAAUCUGUUGUAGACCUGUAAUUAUUCCGAGAACUAGGCCAAGAGAUGUUCCUGCUGUCAACAAUUCAACUCCAAAAAAUCUCUCAGAACUAGGUUCGGGACAAGGUUUUCACGUGUCAGAUGGUAACGCUGAAAGUAAAGAUUGAACCUCCAACUGCAGUAGUACAUUUUCUGGACCAUAUACUCAUUUAAGCUGCUUUCAUUAUAAACUUUUCAAGCCAUGAACGGAACCUCAGAGCAACUUUUUGUUCUUUCUGUUGUAGAAUAUUUCUGUGCAACUUAAGCUGAAGCAGCUUACAUUGUAACACAGUUACCCGGAACGUGGUCGCAACCGGUCGAGAUAUGGUUAUGGAAACGUGAUUGGCCACUUGGUUAUUUUUUGAUAUUUCAGGGAUAGGCUUAGUCAGUUUGCUUUUUCGGGAUGCCACGAUUGAAUCGAAAUUUGAGUUCAUUGAGUGAAAAAUGACAAUCUGUACGCUAGUUUACCCAUUUAUUUGUACUUUUAAAUAUAUGUUAUAUACGUUAUAGAUAAAUAAUAAAUAAAAUAAUUUGUUUAAUUUUAAAUAAA